UAUCAGCAGCGUGUUCUAUCACUCCAUUACUGCCAACAGACACAUAUUACCCCGAACGCUGUCCUCUGCCAGCAGAUAGUUACUGAAAUGGCUUGUUAGCUAACCAGUUGGUAAACCAAUGCCUCGUCAACUAGCUAGGACACUUUUAUCAGCCUGCUGACUCUCUGAUGAUCCGUCUUGACAAGUCCUAUGUCGGAGAAACUUCCUUCAUCGUUUAGCUCUCUGGCGGGUUACUGUGGCACCGGGGUACUGUUACACCGCCAGAGACACAGACACAGGGUCCAGUUCAGUUCUGUUGUUUACUGAGGCUGGACGGAAACAGGACUGUUCAUGGGGUGUACGGCCCAUCCAUCCUGAUGCCAUUACCAUAGCAACAUGACCCUCAACACCCAGAGAGAGAAGGAGCCCCUGCGGCGGCGAGCCAGCACGCCGAUUCCUCCCGGCCACUUCUGCCAUCACCCGUCCUGGCCCCGAGACACCCGGCUCUCCAGCAGCACCCUGCCCGACCCUGAGCAGCCCCGCGCCCAGCGCAGCCACCCUCCUCUGGGACAGUCGGCGUCGUACCACCCUGGAGACAAGUCGCUCCACUACCGCGCCCAGUGGAGUUCAGACUCGGAGGACGACUCGCAGAGCGACUCGGAGUGCGUUUACAGAGUGGUGUUACUAGGCGACCAUGGCGUCGGAAAGACCAGCCUCGCGGGAAUCUUUGCUGGAAUCACGGAGAAAGAUGAACAACCAGGAGAGGACACGUACGAGCGCACACUGACUGUAGAUGGAGAGGAAACCACACUCAUCGUCAUGGAUACCUGGGAGAAUGACAGACUGGAGGCGGAGGACGACUCCUCUCAGGUCGACUGUCUGAAGGUUGGGAGUGCUUACGUCAUCGUGUACUCCGUCACGGACCGCUCCAGCUUCGAUUCUGCCUCUGAGCUCCGUAUCACGCUGCGACGCGCCCGCCAGGCCGAAAACCUUCCCAUCAUCCUCGUGGGCAACAAGAGUGACCUGGUCCGGUCCAGAGAAGUCGCUGUAGAAGAGGGCCGAGCGUGUGCAGUGGUGUUUGACUGUAAGUUCAUUGAGACGUCGGCGUCUCUGCAGCACAAUGUGGCCGAGCUUUUCGAGGGCGUGGUCCGACAGAUCCGCCUCCGUCGGGACGGCAGCGAGGCCGCCGAACGCCGGCGCUCCAUCUACAAACGCAAAGAGAGCCUUUCCCAGAAGGCUCGGCGCUUCCUGGACCGACUGGUAGCACGCAACAACCAGCGCAUGGCGGUCAAAGCGCGGUCUAAGAGCUGCCACGACCUGGCCGUCCUCUGAAGACACUUGUCCGACAGGAGGUUGGACCUUUUUUGACUUGCUGAAGUUCUCUCUGGUUGUGAUAUCGCGGAUGAUGACGUCUGCGAGCCGACAAGAAUGAUGAUCAGCAGCAAACAGCGGACAGAUGAUGUGCUGUACGUACGUCGCUGUGAUCACUGUGACAAACUCGUUUCCCUGUUUGGUCUCAUGAUUUUAUUUUUUUUGUGACUUUUUCCUCCAGAUGAACUAAGUAUUAAAAACAGACCGACUGUAAAAAGGAUCGUCACUGUAGGGUUAAAGGUUGGAUGAGUGUUUGUCAGUGUGUGUGUGUGUGUGUCUGUGUGUGGGUGUGUGCGACCAGAUGUCUGUUCGGGAUGUCCCGUAGUUUCCGCUGUGUCCUCUGUUCUCCUGAGGUUUCUACUGUUUUCAGUUCAACACUGUGCAGAAUAAAAGUCUUAAAGGAACA
Acanthopagrus latus (yellowfin seabream) is the source of this 1756-nucleotide messenger RNA. RefSeq names its product RAS (RAD and GEM)-like GTP-binding 1 (gene rem1). The transcript is spliced from 7 exons. Gene Ontology annotation, cellular component: plasma membrane. Gene Ontology annotation, biological process: negative regulation of high voltage-gated calcium channel activity. Lineage: Eukaryota; Metazoa; Chordata; Actinopteri; Spariformes; Sparidae. Gene Ontology annotation, molecular function: GTPase activity; GTP binding; calcium channel regulator activity. The record is from RefSeq and is a predicted model, not a curated record. Bases 376 to 1311 code for a protein of 311 amino acids.